AUGGUACGCCUUACUUGUUUCGUAAGAGAGUAUUUAAGUCAGCAAUGCAUGUUUUUUGGAGCAGGGAUCAAUGAAACUGAAGAACGAGGAGGACAUGCAGUAAAUUCUAUGUUAGAAAAGAUAAAUUGUUUAAAAGAUCAGCCGUUUUCUCCCAAGAAACUAAUCGAAUCUGCCAUACUCAUUCAACUUUGGCAAUGGCUUACGUCUCAGAAAGUGUCAUUGGAAGAACCGGUAUUAAAGCUCCUUCUCGAAUUUAAUAAAAUAAUUGCAAAGCAGCGUCUUGAGCGUUCAUUCAUCUACCAAAAGAUACCGUUCCAUUUCUACCUUCCAAUAGAACAUAAUCGAAAUAUAAGGCGAGCAAAAGAUAUAAAACAUUUGAUUUUCUCACCGGUGUUCCAAAACCAUCUGAAAACCUACACCCCUGGCGUUAUUCGUGACAUGAUUGACAGUUUUAUCAGUGCUUAUGUGAAGGAGAUGGCAAAAGAGACUGGCAAAGAUAUUGGAUCUAUAGAUGAUAUCCCAGAUUUAAUGUUGAGUGUUACCUUUGGUGGUUCAGAUACAACCUCUACUUCAAUAGCUUGGUUUAUAUUGUACAUGGUUUUAUAUCCUAAUGUUCAAGAACAAAUUCAUGAUGAACUUGAUCAAGUCAUAGGUAAAGAAUAUUUACCUCGAUGGCAAGAUGUGCAGAACAUGCCCUACCUGCAAGCUACGAUAUGUGAAGUUAUGCGUAGGUCUAGUCCACUACCAAUAGCUGGUUCAAAUGCAAUACGCGACACAACUCUUGCUGGAUACCAUAUACCUAAAGGAACGCUAGUGCUUCUCGACAUAACCCAAAUUCAUCACGACAAACACGAGUGGCCGGAGCCUGAGGAAUUUAAACCUGAGCGUUUCCUGGACAUCGAAGGGAAGUUUGUUGGUUGGAACAAACUUAACGCUUUUAUGCCAUUUGGACUCGGUCGUAGAGAAUGCGUUGGCACUGCAUUCGCAAAAAUCAUGUUGUUUACAUUUGCAGCGACAUUAUUACAUUGCCUUAGGUUUGAGUUACCAGAGGGAUCUAAGAAGCCGAGUGAAGAACCAUCAAGAAUUCAACUAGUUUCUUCUCCAACAGAAUUCCAAGUUGUAGCAAGAAAACGACGGUGA
Paramuricea clavata is the source of this 1140-nucleotide messenger RNA. The record is from the annotation of a GenBank genome assembly. Lineage: Eukaryota; Metazoa; Cnidaria; Anthozoa; Malacalcyonacea; Plexauridae.